This is a messenger RNA of Passer montanus (Eurasian tree sparrow), 2963 nucleotides long. It is a transcript of the gene SYNDIG1L, whose product is annotated as synapse differentiation inducing 1 like. The transcript has 5 exons. Bases 649 to 1374 code for a protein of 241 amino acids. Gene Ontology annotation, cellular component: membrane; intracellular membrane-bounded organelle. NCBI's taxonomy places the organism in Eukaryota, Metazoa, Chordata, Aves, Passeriformes, Passeridae. The record is from RefSeq and is a predicted model, not a curated record.
ACAACUGCAGGGCUGGUCUGACUCUGUCCUUCCCUGCACAUGUGCAUGCAGGGCUGGUCCUCACCCUCUCUGCCAUUCCCCCUCUAAUGUCAUUCCCUCUCUAGGGGCUUGAUGGCCCUUGUCUACACCUGCAAACCCAGGUACACGGCCUCUGUGUGAUGUGCUGAUCUUGGUGACUGGGGAGUGGGAAGCAUCUCUAAUCCCUCUGGUACUGGAACCCUUUCACAGCUUCACCCUUUCUGGAGAGGAAGGUUUCAGCCUGGCUGCUUUCCAGCAGGGCUGAGCACGCUGCUGCAAGCAUGUUGUCACACUGGCCCUCACUGUCCCCUCCCCACUGCUGACAAAUGCCAGGACUGGGCACGAAGGCUGCAGCUGGUGGCUCCUUUGUUUAUUCAUCAGAAGCACUGUGAGAUUUUUGUCAGCACUUUUCCCCUUGUCCCUGCAGUCUCCCAGGGAGAGCAUGAGCCCCAGCUCCCAAGAGUGGAAGGCAGCAAGGAAAAGAGACUUAAGUACAGCUCCUGCUUUGGCUGCUGCUCUCAAAUGACACUUGGUGACUGGUCUCUCCUUAUGGUUUUGUUAAAAAAUAGGUUAUUUUGUUAGAAAUCUAAUUUGCAUGUUAAGGAUCUCCCCACCACCCCCACGGGCAGCAUGGAAAGCGUGCGUGAGCUCCAGAACCCGCUCUUGGCCAAAUCCAAUGGGCACCUUCGCAGCAGCUAUUCCUACCACCAGCACCACAGCCAGGACUACCCCAGCCACCGCUGCCAGGGGAAACUGUAUUCCUACAUAUUCCAAAACACUGGUGGUGCCAGGACUCACCAGCUGCUGGAUGCCAGUUCCCUGCAGCUGGCUGUCGAAGCUUUGUAUGGCCCCAGUUUCAUCCUUGUGAAGGAUGAGACUGCUCUCAAGGCCAAGGACAGCAAGAUGGAAAGCUGCGAGACCACUUUCACAGAAAGCAAAGAGUCUUCAUCUGAAGCUCCUGAAGGGCAAGAGGCACAAGGGUCCUGCCUGGUAGAGAGUGACAUCCGUAUCCAAACUGUUUCCUAUGAGGUGGAGGAAGAGGAGCUCCAGGAGUAUGAGAGCGACUCCUCCAGCGACAGCGAAAGCGAGGAUCAUUUCCUGAUGCUUCCCCCCCGGGACCACUUGGGCUUGGCCCUUUUCUCCAUGCUGUGUUGCUUCUGGCCCCUGGGGAUUGCUGCCUUCUACUUCUCCCAAGGGACCAGCAAGGCUGUCUCCAAAGGAGAUUUUCACCUGGCCAGUUCAGCUUCCCGCCGAGCUCUCUUCCUCGCCGCGCUCUCCAUAACCAUUGGCACAGGAGUGUACAUCGGCGUGGUGGUAGCACUGAUUGCUUAUCUCUCGAAAGGCGGCCACGUGUAGCUGCCACCUGCAUGUCACUGCCAUCCCUGGCUGCUGACCCUCCUGGGACUGAGCUUUCCUGCGGAGCACAGAGCACCAGUGCCUGCGAGGGCUGCUUGCACUGCAGGGCCCCAGCGUGGAUGUCCUGUGCAGGUUUCUUCCUCUUUCACACAAACAGUAGACCCCUGUUCUCCCUGAAGUUGUGGUGUGUGACCAUCUAUCAACAGGGAAUUGAGCACCAGCCUGGCUGCUGGGACAAGGAGGAGCACAUUUGCCUAGUGGAAGAUGUGCAGGAGAAAAACCACACGCUGCUGCUGGGCUGGUGCAGCCACCCCAGUCUGGGCUGCAGCUUCCCUUCUCAGCCCCGCAGCUGGGAGAUCCAUCACUUGCCCAGGCUUGGCCCAUGAAGGGUGCACACAGGAGGAAGAGGGGGUAUGGUGCCAGGGAAUGACUUCUGCUUCUUCUGGGAGGCCAGCGUCCUGGUGGGGACUCCAGACUCCUGUGAUGGGGACAACAUUGUCACUUCGGUGCCGUGGGGUGGCCUGACCCCUCAGCUGCAGUGAAGUAGGAGGACAGAGCACGGACAAGACCAACAGGCAUGCUCUCUGCAUCCCUCUGCAGACAGACCCCUGAUCCACAGGAGAGCAUCCCAGUUCCUGGUCUAUCCCAAACCAGAAACAAGGAGGAAGGCAGGCUGGUGGUUGCACACCAUCCCUCCCUUUGUUGGCGCAAGCUGGCAGAGGCAGCAAGGUUUUCUCAGUGUUAAUAGUGACUGCCAUGAUGAUCCCAAGUCAGGGCCCACAUAGGGUUGCUGUCCCAGAGUGCUGGGCCCUUUAAAAGUUUUGUAAUGGAAAUCUCUACCUAAGAAGUGUCCUGGGAGGGGUGCUGGCCUUGAAGGGUUCCACUCCUUGUGCUAGGUCAGGGCCCUGCACACAAAGAGGAAUGGAAAGAAAAGGCUGACAAAGCCUGCAGAAUCUGGGGUGGGAGUUCUGCUUGUGAGGGGACGAGAUCCAGAGAAGGAAGAGAUGUGGAAGGAGCCUGAGACACAGGGUGACCUCAACACACUCCUUCCCAUGCCUUGGAGAGAGGUACCUCCAUCCAUCCAAAAGCCUCUGGUAACAAGGAAAUACCAAGCACCCCCACCCCAUACAUCUUACUUUUGCUUAUUUGUGUAUUGUCAGCAACACAUCAAAUGCUUCAGAAGUGGGUAUGAAGGCAAUGGUUGCCCCAGAGGGCUGGCAUUAAGAAGCCAUGCUCGCCCCCCACUCUCCAGCAUCUGCCUUUGACCAUCCCUCCUCUCUCUGGCUCUCCUGUUGCCUCUUGUCCCCAUGUGCAGGAGACUGCAGGCAGACUCUGGGAAUCCCUCACCCCCUUCCCAGAGUUUCUGGGCAGGCUGCAGCCAGCUUUGCAAGAGAGGCAGCAUGUUCCUCCAGCUGGGUGCCAUUCAAAUGUACAUUUCAUCCUAAAGAAGCAUGUUAAUGUCUGCGAUUGCCAUUGUACUUGAGCCAUAAAAGAGAGAAGUGCAUCAGAGAUCUGUACAGAAGCUGGUCUGAAAGUUCCCAUUAUGUUUUUUAACAUGGAAGAACUAAUAAAAAAAGCAGGAGAAAAGA